AUGAUAUUCAUGGACCAGGAGGGUACGAAAAUGCAGGCCUUUGUUUUACAGAAAAACACUACUGGUUAUGAACAUUUGCUGAAAGAAAAUCAAUGUUUAACCAUUCGUAACCCUUCGAUGGGUGAAAAUCGUCAAAAAGUCAAAUAUGUUCAUACUUCGUUCAAGAUCAAUCUAAAUCCCAACACUACUGUCCAAGAAUGCAAUGAGCCUGUUGGUGCUGAAUGGGGAUUUGACUUUUCUCCAUUUGAUUCUAUUGUGGAUGACCCUCAAGAUGAUAGCAAGUCUUUCAAAAGCCCUAUUGAUGUUAUCGGUUUUGUUGUCAAGUGUCUUCCGUCAGAUGAUAAGAGUGAUAAUAAUAACGGCAAAGACGAGAAGAAGACAACCUUUAUUUUGGAAGAUUUGCAACACCAUCAGAUUUACGUCACGUUAUGGGGUUGUUAUGCUGAUCAGAUUUUGGAUUUUGAGAAAAACAAUAAGGACGAAAAGAAUGUUGUGGUUGUUGUUCAGUUUGGGAAGUACAGAUUUUGGGGAGGUAAUAUGUAUGUCUCAAAUUUGUAUAAUGUAACUCGAGUCUUGAUAAACUCUGAGGUGAAAGAGAUAAUGGAUUUCAAGAAAAGAAUGGCACACUAUGAAAACCCACUUACUCCCAAGAAGAGGGAUUGGAUUAUUAGAAAAAGCCAAGAGAAAAUAGGGACAUCCACUUCAAAAGAAGUGAUAGUUAAUAAGGAGUCUCAGGAAAUAGGCAAAAACCCACCAUGGGAAGACGAAUUAGAUGAAAAAUGGUCAGACCUCUAUAUGUUAGCCACUACUACAGUGAAUCUUGAUCCUUAA
This is a messenger RNA of Helianthus annuus (common sunflower), 831 nucleotides long. RefSeq lists its product as uncharacterized. The record is from RefSeq and is a predicted model, not a curated record. The transcript has 7 exons. Bases 1 to 831 code for a protein of 276 amino acids. NCBI's taxonomy places the organism in Eukaryota, Viridiplantae, Streptophyta, Magnoliopsida, Asterales, Asteraceae.